GGAAGCCCGGAGCUUCUUCCCACGCGCUGGCCUGCAAGCCAUCCCCACCUUCUUUCUUCUCAUCUCUUUCUGGUCCUUCUCGUUCAGUUUGCCAGGAGGGUGGAAGAAGGCCCAGUCCUCUUGUGCUUCUGCCCAUAGCAGGUGCCACUACCACCAAGGGCCUCACUGUCUUCCUGUCUCUUCUCUCUCCUCUUGGGCCAGAAGCACAUGUGCAUGUGGCUGGUUGGAGGGGAUGCUGGUGGCAAGACAACUCUUCUUCACCACUGUUCCCAUCUUGGGUUUUAAGGCAGAAGCAGUGGACUGCAAGAACACUUGUUUACUGGUAAGGGCUGUUGGCGAUCGGGAUGAAACGAGGCCUCUCUGGAGGCAUUGCUUCCAGAACGCCCAGAGUCCUAUUUUUGUGGUAGACAGCAGUGAUCGUGAAAGAAUUCGGGGAGGAACAGCAGAGCUGCAGAAAAUCCUUCAGAAAGACAAGCUUCAGCAUGCAGUGCUGCUGCUUUUUGUGAACAAACAGGCUUUGCUAAAUGCUGUGGCCAUCGGUGAAAUGACAGUAAAUGAGGUCUUCGAUCUCUGUGUAACAGAACAUGGUAUGUUCAGGCGACUGGUGCUGCACAAGGAACUGGUCUGUCUGAGGGACUUGACUGGCCUCCGAGGAGCUUCCCAAAGGUUACACUGGACCUGACCUCGGAGAUGUUUCCCAGAACUGGUCUUGGCUUAUUACCACACUGUUAGUUUGCAUCUUGUUGUUAAACAGUAUCUGGGACUGGUUUGGGCAGAAUAAUACAGUCUUUUUUUUUUAAUUUUUG
Messenger RNA from Oryctolagus cuniculus (rabbit), 806 nucleotides. The record is from RefSeq and is a predicted model, not a curated record. NCBI's taxonomy places the organism in Eukaryota, Metazoa, Chordata, Mammalia, Lagomorpha, Leporidae.